This is a messenger RNA of Miscanthus lutarioriparius, 1395 nucleotides long. NCBI's taxonomy places the organism in Eukaryota, Viridiplantae, Streptophyta, Magnoliopsida, Poales, Poaceae. The record is from the annotation of a GenBank genome assembly.
AUGGAGAUGCAGCCACAGCUCGGCGACUAUUCUCCGGACAAGCUCGCCAGCCUCCCUCUGACACCCACAGGGCGCCCGGACUCGCAGGAAGGCCGGUGGCCCGCGCAGGAGAAGGAAAUCGACAACUGGCUUCCCAUCAACGCGAGGAGGAACGCCAAGUGGUGGUACUCCGCCUUCCACAAUGUCACCGCCAUGGUCGGCGCCGGCGUGCUCGGCCUUCCCUACGCCAUGUCCGAGCUCGGCUGGGAGGUUGGCAUCACGGUGCUGCUCCUCUCAUGGAUCAUCACGCUGUACACGCUGUGGCAGAUGGUGGAGAUGCACGAGAUGGUGCCCGGCAAGCGCUUCGACCGGUACCACGAGCUCGGGCAGCACGCGUUCGGCGAGAAGCUAGGCCUGUGGAUCGUCGUGCCGCAGCAGCUGGUGGUGGAGGUGGGGCUCAACAUCGUGUACAUGGUCACCGGCGGCCAGUCCCUGCAGAAGUUCCACGACGUGGUGUGCGACGAUAAGUGCAAGAGCAAGGACAUCAAGCUCACCUACUUCAUCAUGAUCUUCGCCUCCUGCCACUUUGUCCUCUCCCAGCUCCCCAACUUCCAAUCCAUCUCCGGCGUCUCCCUCGCCGCCGCCGUCAUGUCGCUUUGCUACUCGACAAUCGCAUGGAUCGCGUCGGUGCAGAAGGGGAAGUCUGCGGACGUGCACUACGGCCUGCGCGCGACGACGACGCCGGGGAAGGUGUUCGGCUUCUUCGGCGCGCUCGGGGACGUGGCGUUCGCGUACGCCGGGCACAACGUGGUGCUGGAGAUCCAGGCCACCAUCCCGUCGACGCCGGACAAGCCGUCCAAGAAGCCCAUGUGGAAGGGCGUCGUCGUCGCCUACAUCAUCGUCGCCGUGUGCUACUUCCCUGCCGCGCUCGUCGGCUACUGGGCCUUCGGCAACGGCGUCGACGAGAACAUCCUUGUCACCCUCAGGAAACCCAAGUGGCUCAUCGCCCUCGCCAACAUGAUGGUUGUCGUUCAUCUCAUUGGCAGCUACCAGGUAUAUGCGAUGCCGGUGUUUGACAUGAUAGAGACGGUGCUGGUCAGGAAGUUUGGAUUCCGUCCAAGGCUGAUGCUCCGUCUCAUUGCCCGGAGUGUCUAUGUCGGAUUCACAAUGUUCGUAGCCAUCACCUUCCCGUUUUUCAGUGCAUUGCUAAGCUUCUUUGGCGGAUUUGCCUUCGCACCGACGACGUAUUUUCUUCCUUGUAUCAUGUGGCUCACAAUAUACAAACCCAAAACUUUCAGCAUCUCAUGGUUUACCAACUGGAUCUGCAUUGUCCUAGGUGUUUUGCUGAUGGUACUGUCACCGAUCGGUGGACUUCGGCAGAUCAUCUUGAAAGCCAAGACAUACCACUUCUACUAG